AUGCAAGUUACUCAGCGGACUAGGGCCACCGUUGGUGUGAGAACGAACAAGAGAAAGCCAAUCAAGAACCCAUUCCGUUCCUCAAAGAACGAGUCACCGAAGAUUGCUCUACCUGCUACACUGAUCUUCCUAUUUUCACUGUUCAUUAUCUUUCUGAUUCCAAAGUCCGUUGACAGAACCAUUCGUAUUGUUACGCAUCAACACGUUGUUGAAGGGCUCCCACUCCCACCGGAGGGGUUUCCGGUGCGUCAGUGGUCGAUUGAAGUUUACCUCCUUGACGAACAAGGGAAUGAAGUUCCAGCCAAUAUCUUUGAUAAAGUCACGUAUCAUCUCCAUCCCACGUUCGCCAACCCAGUGCGUGUGAUCAAGAAGCAGCCUUUCAAGAUUGAAGAGCAAGGUUGGGGUGAGUUUGAACUCGGGAUCACCUUCACCUUUGUCGACAAGGCCGGGGACAGAAAGGUUGCCCACGACUUGAACUUCCUCCAGGAGAAGUACGAGGUUGACCACGUUAUACAUUGCCCUUUGAAGAGUGAAAAGCUAAAAUCCUUGUUGGCAGAGUCAGGUGCUGUCCCAAGUGUCGAUGCUUCUUCAGGAGACAAGCGUAAAGCUACUGGCACUGACUCCAAUAAGGCCAAAAGGGCCAAACCUAGUGGAUCUGCUCUGGCAAAUGCAGUCAAAGGCUCAGUGGAUCUGGAAAAAUUGGCUGAAGGGUUGACAAAGCUCUCUGAGGAUGACCUGUUGGGUGUUGUACAGAUGGUUACAGACAACAGAACACCUGAUAUGAACAUUAAAAAUGACGUUGAAGGCGGUGAAUUCACAAUGGACUUGUACACAUUACCAGACAGCCUGUUGAAGAGCUUGUGGGAGUACGUAAAGAAAAGAAUUGAGUAG
Messenger RNA from Williopsis jadinii, 891 nucleotides. It is a transcript of the gene TAF14, whose product is annotated as TATA-binding protein-associated factor TAF14. Gene Ontology annotation, biological process: regulation of transcription by RNA polymerase II; chromatin remodeling. The record is from RefSeq and is a predicted model, not a curated record. Gene Ontology annotation, cellular component: Swr1 complex; NuA4 histone acetyltransferase complex. Gene Ontology annotation, molecular function: histone binding. The transcript has 2 exons. NCBI's taxonomy places the organism in Eukaryota, Fungi, Ascomycota, Saccharomycetes, Phaffomycetales, Wickerhamomycetaceae. The coding region runs from base 1 to 891 and encodes 296 amino acids.